CAAUUGCGUUUUGCAGAUUAGAUAAAGGCUGUAGGAAUAUUAUAUGAGUUAGCUGUAUAAAAACUGGUUUUAUGAGUGAGGGAAGGCCAGUUUAUGUUAUGUUCUUAGUGACGGAUGUUCGUUUAACGUUGUAGGUAAUCGAGUAAAGUAAAAUAAAUAUUAUAAAAUUCUGUUAGAAAAAUGGUCGAGGAAACAAAUGUUGGAUAUUCGGGAAUAAAUAUUUCCACAAAUGUUGUUAAGCCAAAAGGACACUCUCGUGUACCAUCAAGUACAGACUUAAAAGAGUUUAAAGAAGUUACCCAACGUGAUUCAUUGGUACAACUAGAAAAAGAAAUGUCCUCCUUGCUUGAAACUACACCAGAUGAUAAAAAAGAUUUGGCAAAAUCUCAAUUUACAGCAUUUUCACGUUUAUUUCAACGUUUUCUAGAAGAAUCUGGACCAUCAGUUGAUUGGGAGAAGAUUGAAAAAUUGCCUGCUGAUGCUAUACGAGAUUAUGAAACUUUAUCAAAACCAAGUCCCGAUGAUAUUCGUUCAAAGCUUGAAAAACUGGUGGUAGUUAAGCUUAAUGGAGGUCUUGGUACAUCCAUGGGGUGCCGUGGACCAAAAUCUGUUAUACAAGUCAGAAAUGAUCUUACCUUCCUUGAUUUAACAGUUCAACAAAUCGAGCAUUUAAAUAAAAAAUAUAAUGUCAAUGUACCAUUGGUUUUAAUGAACUCGUUUAAUACGGAUAAAGAUACUGAACAAAUCAUUCGUAAAUAUAAAGGACUUCAAGUAGAGAUAUAUACAUUUAACCAAAGCUGUUUUCCGCGAGUAUCUAAAGAAUCACUUUUACCAAUUGCACAAGACUGUGAUAUUGAAGGCAACAUUGAAGCAUGGUAUCCUCCAGGUCACGGAGAUUUCUAUGAUAGUUUUAAAAAUUCAGGAUUAUUACAAAAGUUUAUUGAUAGUGGUCGUGAUUAUUGUUUCAUCUCGAACAUUGACAACUUAGGUGCAACUGUUGAUCUAAAUAUCCUCAACAUGUUAUUGGGCCGUGAAACUGAUUCCCCAGAAUUUGUUAUGGAAGUUACUAAUAAAACAAAAGCCGAUGUGAAAGGUGGUACUUUAAUUCAGUAUGAGAAUAAAUUGAGACUAUUGGAAAUAGCACAAGUCCCCAAAGAAAAUCUUGAAGAAUUCAAAUCAGUAAAAAAAUUUAAGUUUUUCAAUACCAACAACCUAUGGAUUAAACUUAAUGCUAUUGAUAAAGUAUUAAAUGAAGGAUCCAUGAAUUUGGAAAUCAUAGUCAAUAAUAAAACGUUGGACAACAAUUUAAAUAUCAUUCAACUUGAAACAGCAGUUGGUGCAGCUAUGAAAUCUUUUAAUGGUGGUCUUGGUAUAAAUGUACCUAGAAGCCGUUUCUUACCAGUUAAGAAAACUUCUGAUCUUUUAUUGGUAAUGAGCAACUUGUACCACAUGAAAAAUGGAUCGUUGUCAAUGAGUCCAUUGAGAAUGUUUCCCACAACUCCGUUAGUUAAACUUGGUGAUAAAGAUUUUGCCAAAGUAAAAGACUUUUUGUCUCGUUUUGCAACAAUUCCUGAUAUAUUAGAAUUGGAUCAUUUAACAGUUUCUGGUGAUGUAACAUUUGGUCGAAAUGUUUCUUUAAAAGGAACUGUUAUUAUCAUUGCCAAUCACGGAGAUAGAAUCGACAUCCCUUCAAAUGCAACACUUGAGAACAAGAUAGUGUCUGGCAAUCUGAGAAUACUAGAUCAUUAAUAAAAUUGCACAGAGCUACUUAUUAUUUGAAAUAGCACAAAAUGUUUUAAUUAUUAUAGUAUUGUUUUAGAUAUAUAUAUUUAUUGUUUUUAUUUAUUUUCAAAGUUGUUUUAGCGAAUUAUUUACAAUUGUUAUGUUGAGAAAUAAGGAGAUCUAAUUGCCAUGCUAUCAAAAUGUUUUAAGAAUAAAAUAUUGAUUAUUUA
Molecule: messenger RNA, 1952 nt
Organism: Rhopalosiphum maidis (corn leaf aphid)
Lineage: Eukaryota; Metazoa; Arthropoda; Insecta; Hemiptera; Aphididae
Gene: UGP
Product: UTP--glucose-1-phosphate uridylyltransferase
Exons: 8
Coding region: 181-1749 (522 amino acids)
Biological process (GO): UDP-alpha-D-glucose metabolic process; glycogen metabolic process
Cellular component (GO): cytoplasm
Molecular function (GO): UTP:glucose-1-phosphate uridylyltransferase activity
Source: RefSeq, a predicted model, not a curated record